ACCACUAUAUACUUUGUACACCCAAAUAACUUAUAUCAAUAUAUACUUUAUACAUCCAAGUAACUUAUACUACCAAAUACGCUGCAUUAGUAUAUCUCCAUUUUUCUUCAAUUUAUUACUCAAUGCCUGAGGACAGUACAAGCAAUUAAUAGGUUCAGCCACAAACACCUGCUAUUAAACCAGUAGAUAACUAUCUAGUGUUGUGGAGGAAGGGACGAGUAAGAGGGUAUAUAUAGUGGGACUCUCUGACGUACUGGGAGUGUUUGAAAUUUGCUCAUGUUGAAGAGGAGAAGUAGUAUUUAAAGUAUCAGUAGUGGAGUAGUUUUAAGUGUUGAGAAAGAGAAGUAUUUAAUGCAGUGCUAGUAGCUAGAUUGGUUGAAACAAUCAUUGGAGUCAGUCUAUAUGUAUUAAAAAUCAGGGGAGGUAAAAGAUUUGGAGGAAGAUAGUGAGAUUUUUGCAUGUAACCCGAAAGGGACAAGUGUUCUGGCAACUGCCACUGGUGUAAAUUUAGGUCAGCAGAAGAAUCAGAAGUAAAUUUAGGGUUUAUGUGGUUGUUGUCCACGUAUGUGUGUUGCACAGAGAUGUCAGUGGAAAUAGGACAAUCGUUUACGGAAAUAUCAAAUUUCAAAAAAUGCAGCACUAAUGAUAUUUCCAGAAAACGAGGAGAAGAAGUAUAUCCAUCUUUGCCCAGUCACUCUUCUGAAGAGCUCCUUAAUUCGAUCAACGCUGCAUUAGCCAAAUAUGCAGUAGUAGUGAUGACUCCAACACUGCGUUGUAGUCAGUUCUCUGCUUCUGAAAGCUCUCAAUCCUCUUUAAACCCUUUUUCUCCAAUGAACCAAGCAACUUGUUUUAUCGUGUGGAGAACUAGGGGAGUUAACAACGACAAUUUCAAGAUGAAUUUCAGGGAUUUCAUAAAUUCUCACAACCCUUGCUUUGUUGCUCUUUUACAGACUAAGCUGAGUAACCAUCUGGGUCUUAUGUAUGAUUUUGAUUUUGAUGACUACUGGGAAGUUCCGCUCGGAUGGGAUUGUCCUCCCGUGGCACACUUCACUUCUUUUGUCAGUAUUACUCGUAAGCGUCAGAUGUCUCGGGUGGGAUUGUCCUCCUCUGGCACACUUCUUUUGUCAGUAUUACUCGUAAGCGUCAGACGUCUCAGGAAUUACAUGCAAUGAUUAAGGGCCCUUCCAUGAGGAGGCCUCAAGUUUUUGGUGAAGCACAAGAAGGUCUUUAUCUAAUCAAGUCUAAUGCCAAGGAGUCAUUCUCUAGUUUCAGCAAGACUACUUGUAGGAAGAUUGUUACUAAUCCUAGUAGUUCUUCAGUUUCUGUUUCUCAUGAAGAUAGUAUUGUUUCCUCUCCCAUUUGUACUAAUGCAACUUCUAAUGUAAGACUUUGGCAUAUUAGAUUGGGGCAUUUACCUUUUUCAUCAAUGAAGAAUGUCAGUUUCCUUUUUUUCCCAUGUACUUUUGAGUGUUUUUGUGAUAUUUGUCCUAAAGCUAGACAAUCUAGAUCUUCUUUCCGCAUUAGUCAAAUUUCAACAACUUCUAUAUUUGACCUUAUUCACAUUAUACUUGGGGACCUACAAAGUAGAUACUUCAAUGGAUAUAGAUACUUCCUAACUAUAGUGGAUGAUUACAGUAGAGGGACUUGGACUUAUCUGUUGAGAACCAAAAGUAAUGUCUUUCCUGUAUUGCAAUGUUUUCUGAAUAUGGUUGAGAGACAAUUUAAUAUUAAGGUGAAUACAAUAAGGUCAGAUAAUGCCCUAGAGUUGGGAAAGAGCUUGAUUGCAACUAAUUAUUUCAACUCACAAGGGAUUGUACAUCAAACAUCCUGUGUGGCUAGCCCUCAACAAAACGGAGUUGUUGAGAGAAAGCACAGACACUUGCUUGAAACGGCAAGGGCUCUUUUAUUUCAAUCUCAGGUUUCCUUAAGAUAUUGGGGAAAGUGUAUCCUCACUGCUACUUUUCUUAUUAACAGGAUGCCUUCAAGAGUCCUUCAUGGAAAAACUCCCUAUCAUAGAUUGUUUGGUAAAGCACCUAAUUAUAGUUCACUAAGGUGUUUUGGAUGCUUGUGCUAUGCUAGCACUUUGUCACAUGGGAGAGGGAAGUUUGAACCAAGAGCACAAGCUUGUGUCUUUCUUGGUUAUCCCAUUAAUCAAAAGGGUUUUAAACUCUUAGAGUUGAAUACACAAAAAAUAAUUGUCACUAGAGAUGUCCAGUUCUAUGAGAAUAUUUUUCUCUUUACAAAGAAUCCCAUAUCACCUCCACCUAUCUUUUCUGUACCAGACCAUGAAUCUGUUUCUUUCAUUGAUGACACACUCCUUUUCAACACAAAUUCUACAAACCACACUUUUCCAUUUUCAGAUACACUACAAGCUUCAGAUUCUUCACAUUCACAAUCAACCCCACCUUCUCCACCAGAAAAUCUACCUGCAUUCAGUACACCAUUUAGGAGAUCGGACAGAACUAAUAAAGGAGUACGUCCAGUCCAUUUACAAGAAUAUUUCUGUAACAAUAUAUUUUUUAGCCCAGUCACUGAGUUUUGUUUUGCAUCUUCUGUUGCACCUAAUUCUAUUUCUUUUGCUGGACUCUCUUUAUCAAAUCAACUCAUUCUUGAAUCAGUGUCUACAAUCAAAGAACCAACUAGUUAUCACUAGGCAUCUACUAAUCCAGAUUGGUGCAGUGCUAUGGAUGAUGAACUAGCAGCUCUACAGUCCAACCACACUUGGGAUGUGGUUCUACUUCCUCCGGGAAGAAAGGCUUUACCUUGCAAAUAGGUUUACAAGGUAAAGCAUCAUGCAGAUGGAUCACUUGAGAGGCUAAAAGCUAGGCUGGUCAUAAGGGGGGACAUCCAAAAGAAAGGGGUAGAUUUCAAUGAAACCUUCUCCCCCGUAGUCAAAAUGACUACAAUCCGAUGCAUUUUGGCUGUGGCUGCUAAAGGCAUUGGGAUAUUUCUCAAUUUGAUGUUAAAAAUGCUUUUUUGCAAGGAGAUUUGCAAGAAGAAGUGUAUAUGAAGUUUCCACCUGGUUUGUCUUCUCCUGAUCCUAAUUUGGUGUGCAAACUCAACAAGUCGUUUUAUGGUUUAAGACAAGCUUCUAGGCAAUGGUAUGCCAAACUUGUAGGUGCUCUUAAUUUCAAAGGUUACAGUGCUUCUCUCAACGACUAUUCCCUAUUUUCAAAAAGACUGAUUCUUUGAUAUCUAUUGUGGUUGUAUACGUCAAUGAUAUCCUCAUUACAGGUAGUGACACCAAAGAGAUCGAGUGUCUAAAAUAGUUUCUUCAUUCUGAAUUCAAAAUCAAAGACCUAGAACUUCUACAUUACUUUUUGGGAAUGGAAAUUUUAAGGGAAGAUCAUGGAAUUAUCAUCAGUCAAAGGAAAUAUACCUUUGAUUUGCUUCAAGAGUUUGAUAUUUCUCAUUUGCAUCCUGUAUCAUCUCCGAUGGAUCCUUCUUGUAAACUUUUUGAAUCAUCAGGAACACCCAUGUGUUUACGGGCAUUUGAUUGGCAAGCUAAGUUAUUUAACUCAUACCAAGCCAGAUAUAUGCUAUGCAGUAUUAACAUUAAGUCAAUAUAUGCAAACUCCCUGCGAUAUACAUUUCACAGCAACUUUAAGGGUUUUGCGUUACCUGAAAGGACAUUUUGUCGAGGGAUCUUCUUACCUGCCUCUCCAUCUUUCUCCCUCAAUGCAUUUUGCGAUGCGGAUUGGGCGUCUUGCCCAGAUUCUCGUCGAUCGAUCAGUGGAUUUUUCAUCUCCAUGGGAGGUUCUCCCAUCUCUUGGAAAUCCAAGAAACAAGCAUCUGUAUCACUUUCAUCCGCUGAAGCGAAAUAUCGAUUGAUGAGACGAUUAGUUGCGGAGCUCACUUGGUUAACUUGCUUGCUAUCUCAUCUAUCAGUUCCACCGGCUUUGCCAAUACCCAUUCGUUCCAACAGUCAAGCAGUGAUUCAUAUCGCUAGAAAUCCUGUAUUCCACGAACGCACAAAACAUGUGGAGCUAGAUUGUCAUUUCGUCUAGCAACAAUUUCUUUCCGCGCUCAUUUCUCUUCACUAUCUCCCUUCAAAAGAUCAACUUGCCGACAUAUUCACAAAAUCCCUUUCUGGACCAUCGCACCACCGUCUUCUUGCCAAGAUGGGACUCACUUCGAUCCCCUCCAUCUUGAGGGGGAUGUUGAGAAUAAAGAAAAAAUGUCAAGACAAGAUACAAGUGUUUAGAUAUUUCUUUUGUUGUUUUAUUAAAUAGCUUUGUGUUUUUAUUAUUUAGUUUCUUGCACAAGAUACAUGUGUUUUUAUUAUUUAGCUUCUUGCAUAAGAUACAUGUAUAUAUACAUUGGUUUACACAUAAUAAAGAUCAUCAAGAAAAUUUCCCAAAGUUGGUUCUAACUUUUCUACACAUUGUUCCACCGACUGGACUCAUCUGAAGAGCUCCCCUUUAAGCUUUCACAAUUUAGAUCUUUCUGAUUUAGAUCGUCCACUCCAAGAUUUUGAAAUCACACCUCCUCCCUCCUUCUUUGAAUGACACGUUUUUAUGUCUUAUUCCAAAAUUCCCCAAUGCGAAUCAAUUACGGAACUUUCGACCUAUCAGUCUCUGCAAUAUGUCUUAUAAAAUCAUUACAAAAAUUAUUGCUAAUCGCCUCAAGCCUAUUUUAACUGAACUCGUUAGCCCCCACCAAUCUAGUUUCCUCAAAGGUCGGCGUGCAAGUGAUUUUGCUAUCCUCGCUCAAGAACUCAUUAAUUAUAUCUCCAAAUCUCAAAAUAAAACGGGGAGCUUUAUUCUUAAGCUUGAUAUGGAGAAAACUUUUGACCGGCUAGAGUGGUCCUUUGUUUACCGUACUCUUUUUUAUCUUAAAUUUCCUCCGAAAAUUACCUCCCUUAUUAUGCAUUGUAUUUCUACCAGCAAUGUCGCUAUUCUAGUUAAUGGGUCCCCGACAAAUUACUUCUCCCCUUCUAGGGGUGUCCGACAAGGUGACCCCAUGUCUCCGUACAUAUGCAUUCUAUGUAUGGAUAUGCUAUCCAGUUACAUCUCUCAAGUUACAUCUCUCAUCAGGUGGAUACUCUACGCUGGGAUGCUCUUACCCUUAGUCGGAAUGGCCCCACUAUAUCUCAUCUUUUUUCGCUGAUGAUCUUACACUCUCCUCUAAAGCUACUAUUAAAUCCAUCCUCACCAUCCAUGACUGCAUGUCGCGCUUCAGUAGGACUACUUAUCUGGACAAAAACUUAAUGCCUCUAAGUCCAAAGUUAUCUUUCUCCCGAUGCUCUAAUGAUGCUCGGAAACUCAUUAAGGACCUCCUUGACAUUUCCCCCUCCACCAACUUUGGAAGAUACUUAGGUUUUCCUAUUCUUCACCAUAGACCGAAGAGUGCUGACUACCAAUUCAUUAUCGAUAAUAUGCGUAAAAAGCUUGCUUCCUGGAAAGCUCAUUUUUUAUCUAAAGCAGGCAAACUCGUUCUAAUUAAGUCCACCUCAGAUGCUAUCCCUACUUACAUUAUGCAAUUCCACAAGCUCCCUACGCAGAUCUGUAAUAUUAUUGAUAAGAUGCAACACGAUUUUCUUUGGGGAUCUAUCACCCAAAAAUGCAAACUUCAUUAUAUUAACUGGGAGAAAGUCACGUCCCCCAAAGAUCAAGGGGGUCUUGGACUUCACUUAGCUUAGCGAAUGUAUACUAACCCCACGGCCCUUUGGGCCAAGACUCUUCUUCACAAAUAUAACCACCAUCGCAUCAGUGCCUCUACUUCUUUUGUUUGGAAAAAUAUUCUCUCUGGUGGCUCUAUCUGCACCCAAUCUACAGCUUGGGUUCCGGCCACUGGCCGUUCAAUUAAUCUUUGGAACCAACGUUGGAUUCCUAGUUUCCCGCCUCUACGUCAAGUCAUGUAUGGCCCCCUUCUUUCUAACGAAGAAGCGUUGACUCUUAGUGACAUUUGAUCUGGCAAUAAUUGGGAUUGGACAAAAAUUUCCUUUGAAGUCCCUCCAGCGGUUCUCGAACAAGCGACGCUCAUUAAGCCAAAUUUAUCGCUGGGUAUGCAAAACCGUCCUUAUUGGGCAUACAAUAAAAAUGGCCUUUUCACCAUGAAGUCUGUCUACCGAUCUCUGUCUACGCCGUCCUCUCAUCCUUACAACUUUGGGUGGAUCUGGAAAAUCAAUACGUUAUGUAAAAUAAAGUUCUUUCUCUGGCUUUGCUCUCAUAACAGGCUCCCCACCUCUUCCUACUUGCAUUACAUCGGCCUUUCUCCGGACCCUACCUGCCCUGCCUGUGGUCUUCAACCCGAAACAAUAACCCACAUCUUUACCCAGUGCUACGUUGUCCAGAAAUUCUGGUUCGAUAUGGGUUUGAACCUCUCUAACUUUGAUAUGUCCACAGCCUGUUGGCUAAAUACUCUUAGAACUCUGUCUCCACCGGACAACUCUUCUACUUGGCUAACGCUGCUCUCUUUUGCGAUAUGGCAUAUCUGGAUUAACCGUAAUAACAAUGUCUUUAACAAAAAGUUUUGACUUCCCCAAUGCAGCGUUUGUUCAUGAAAAAUCUGAUGAAUAUGUUAAUACUAUUUCUUCCCACAGUAACGGUAUAGGUUAUGUGUCAAUUAAUAUCCGUUGGUGCCCCCCUCCUAGUGGACUAUUCAAACUCAACAUUGAUGGAUCUUACACUGCUAAUCCCUCUCUUUGUGGUAUUGGUGGAGUUAUUCGUGACGCAUCCGGCACCUGGAUUAUCGGAUAUAAUGGCAACAGUAACAGCCACUGUCACACUUUGGUGGAAUUGGAAGCACGGCUUCAUGGCCUUGAAAUAGCUGGCUAACUAUCACUUCACUCCUCUUGUUGUUGAAACUGACUCGGUUGAAAUUUUACGCCUUCUUCAGCAUCCAUUACCUCCGUAUAAUGACAUUAUCCGUA
Messenger RNA from Capsicum annuum, 6874 nucleotides. RefSeq names its product retrovirus-related Pol polyprotein from transposon RE1. Bases 1169 to 2653 code for a protein of 494 amino acids. NCBI's taxonomy places the organism in Eukaryota, Viridiplantae, Streptophyta, Magnoliopsida, Solanales, Solanaceae. Gene Ontology annotation, biological process: DNA integration. The record is from RefSeq and is a predicted model, not a curated record. Gene Ontology annotation, molecular function: nucleic acid binding. The transcript has 2 exons.